GUAGGAAGUAGCGCUUCCGGGAGUGGAGAUGGCCGCGCUGGCCCCUCUGCCGCCGCUGCCCGCGCAGUUUAAGAGCAUACAGCACCAUUUGAGAACGGCGCAGGAGCAUGACAAGCGGGACCCCGUGGUGGCCUACUACUGUCGUUUAUAUGCUAUGCAAACUGGAAUGAAGAUUGAUAGUAAAACUCCUGAGUGUCGUAAAUUUUUAUCAAAGCUAAUGGAUCAGUUAGAAGCUCUUAAAAAACAGUUGGGGGAUAAUGAAGCUGUUACUCAAGAAAUAGUUGGUUGUGCCCAUUUGGAAAAUUAUGCUUUGAAAAUGUUCUUGUAUGCAGACAAUGAAGAUCGAGCUGGACGAUUUCACAAAAACAUGAUCAAGUCCUUCUACACUGCCAGCCUUUUAAUAGAUGUCAUCACAGUGUUUGGUGAACUCACAGAUGAAAAUGUGAAACAUAGAAAGUAUGCAAGGUGGAAGGCAACAUAUAUUCAUAACUGCUUAAAGAAUGGGGAGACUCCUCAAGCAGGCCCUGUUGGAAUAGAGGAAGAGAAUGAUGUUGAAGAAAAUGAAGAUGUUGGCGCAACCUCUCUGCCCACUCAGCCACCUCAGCCAUCAUCAUCUUCAGCAUACGACCCAAGCAACUUGGCACCAGGCAGCUACAGUGGCAUACAGAUUCCUCCAGGUGCACAUGCUCCAGCUAAUACCCCUGCAGAAGUGCCACACAGCACAGGUGUAACGAGUAAUGCCGUCCAGCCUAGUCCACAGACUGUCCCAGCUGCUCCAGCUGUUGAUCCUGACCUGUACACAGCUUCCCAGGGGGAUAUCCGCCUGACCCCGGAGGACUUCGCUAGAGCUCAGAAGUACUGCAAGUAUGCUGGCAGUGCCCUGCAGUAUGAAGAUGUGGGCACCGCUGUGCAGAACCUCCAGAAGGCCCUCAGGCUGCUGACCACAGGCAGGGAGUGAAGCCUCUGUUCACGGAAGCCAGUGUUUUCCGCAUAGAGAACUAACAGUCCGUUACACUUUCCUCAGCCUUCAGGAGCAGGGGACUACAGAAGGCCUCAGUUCCCCGAGGAAGACAAUGACUCCUGUGUGGUUCAGAAGCAUUUACCAGCUGCCUCAGCCAGUUGUCAUUGAGUGUGUAGAGCUGAUGCUAGCAUCGAACCCGCUGUGAAAUGUCCCUGUAGAAAAUCAUGUUGGGUAUAAUAUGCUUUCUUAAUUUAUACACACUAAAGGAAGUUUUUGAAAGAUCUGUAAUAUUUGGACAAACAAACCAUAUUAUGUUGCUUUAAUAUUCUAAAUUAAACUUUUAAUAAAGAUUACCAGAAUAGUC
Mus musculus (house mouse) is the source of this 1325-nucleotide messenger RNA. It is a transcript of the gene Vta1, whose product is annotated as vesicle (multivesicular body) trafficking 1. Gene Ontology annotation, biological process: multivesicular body sorting pathway; late endosome to vacuole transport via multivesicular body sorting pathway. The record is from RefSeq and is marked validated. NCBI's taxonomy places the organism in Eukaryota, Metazoa, Chordata, Mammalia, Rodentia, Muridae. The transcript has 8 exons. Gene Ontology annotation, cellular component: cytoplasm; endosome membrane; cytosol. The coding region runs from base 29 to 958 and encodes 309 amino acids.